GACCAAGUCUUCCCAACUCAUAGCAGCGCCUGCUGCCACUCUUCCAAAAAAAAAGUCUCUCCGGCUGCACCAGCAAUCCCUCGGUGCCUUGUCUACCGCACUUGCAGCCUCGCCACAGCACCGCGAGUUAAUGGCGCGCCCGAGUACGGUCGCCGCUCGAUGCGCAGCGCUAGGGACAUCGAUCGCCCAGAUCAUCCCGGACAUCAGCAGUUUUGCGCGCAAAGUCCGCGAUGCCAGACAUGAUCUCAAUGCCAUCAAUACCAAUCUGAUCAUUAUCAAAACGGGCCUAGGCGUUGCCCAGGAUGACUUUUCGACAAAGGCCGCUGGCCUGCCCCAAUCUCUUAUUGACGCAGUAACACGCGUCAUUGAUUCUUGCGACGACACCAGUGAUCGCCUUCAAAAGGCCUUUCUCAAACUCUCUUGUAGUGCAAACCCAAGGGAGGAUUGGCAGGACCUUCGAGACGGGCCUUUGGUUAACCUUCGUCACGAUCUGGACGCCUCAAAAGUCAUCCUGGAGCUGUCUCUGGACUAUCUCGCCCUAUUCGGUCAGCAGGAUACUCUGGACGCUCUGCUCCAGAAUUAUGUCAGCGAUCUGAUCACUCACAGCGAUGAUCUCUUGAAGCGAACAGAUACAGAUGAGAUUCAUGUUAAUCAAACAGCACGGGAAACGCUUUCUGCGCUACUUCAGGCUGUUCGCUUACUCCGGUCAUGCAUUACAGCCGUGUCAAAAGAAGGAACCCCAACGACAACAACGCAACCAGCAAAGAGAUCAGUAAUCCCGCGGCCAGAUUCGUUAGAGCCCGUUCUGGGCGAAACGCCUCGAAGCGGAAGGAAGAGUCCCAAUGGUAGAAAGAGUCCGAGUGCCCAGAGUUCGUCCCAUGCGAGCAUGAACGACAGUGGCAUUGGUACAUGGCUCGCCAAUGUCCCGUCGUUUGAAGAUACGCAACCCCUCUCGUAUUCCAACAUUGAGCAAUCGUCAAUGUUGCGUCUCGUAGUGCCCUCUUUGCAGGAGCCCGUUACCCCAUCACGCGGUACCUUUUAUACUGAAGACUGCGCCUCCUCCGCUCAAACCCUCGUGGCACCAGAAUCGCGACUGAAGAAGUCGUACAGCUGGUGCACCGACUUAUCAGGAAAGGCAAGCACCCGAUUACAGCUCGCAUCGAGCUAUGCAUCCAGACACGCAUCCAAAUAUGCGUCCAUUGUUUCUGGCUCGGAUAUAUCAAUUAUCCAUAAGAAGAUCACCUCGGAUCGGAUAGCCGUUACAAAAGGCAAAAGAAAAGAGUUGGAGCCCCGCCAGAGGGAGGCCGUUGACCGCAUCCUAGCAAACAUACCUGCAGAAGCAACAGCUGCUGAAGUAGAAAGAGUCAUUUGGGAAGGCGCGACUCCAAUGGCACCACAUCCCGAGUUUGGAUACUUCUUCAUGAGAGCAGCCUACGAAAUGUCCACGGAGAUACUGCCUCUUCUAACGGAGUUUGGAGCAGAUAUCACUCGGAAAAACGUCUCACCAACGUCAUACUACACCGUUGUGCAUGCCGCCACAUUAGGAUGUCAACUCGAUACAGUACGUUACCUCGCUUCUCAGGGUCACUCACUCGACACGCCCGACUUUCACGGUGAAACUCCCCUUCACCUCGCUCUCCGAACGCCUGGAGCGUCGGCAAUAGCAAAGUACUUAGUAGAAGCCGGUGUGGAUGUCAACUCGGAAUCAAGGGCUGGACAAACGCCGCUACAAGUAGCUCUCAAAUCAGCUGGACUGGAACCUCGAGACCGAAGCGUGUUGAUUGCGCUACUCAUUGCACAUGGAGCCGAGGGCGAGGCAGAGGUUAAGAGAGUAAUGGAAUGCAGGAGGGGUAAUGAGAAGGGGAAAAGCGUUCUUGGACUAACUUGACAUUGAACAGGUAGUCCAUGAUUGGGUCUCACAUAAUUUUUUCUUGUGUAAUGUUCGUCACGCGACUGUGUCGCCCAAACUAAAUAGCAUCCUGGCCGCAUCUUUCUUGGAUGGGCUUCGCAUUUUUUAUUGUACAUUGGAUUUAGGCUAGCGAGGGGCAAACAUGGACAGAUACCCAAUAUUCUCUAUUGCAAUAUCGCUGUUGGCAUAUUUACGGGACUCAGGAGCGAUACCUGGACCAAGCCUCGCCUGUAUUUUAGAAGCGGCUAUGGUUAUACUGGCGACAAUAAAAAUUGGCUUGGAACUCUGAUUUUAAUUUUAUUUUCUCUUAGACAGUAUAGAAAUUUAAACAAAGCUCAGCGAUUAUGAGUCGUUUCCGC
This is a messenger RNA of Bipolaris sorokiniana ND90Pr, 2268 nucleotides long. RefSeq lists its product as uncharacterized. Bases 131 to 1888 code for a protein of 585 amino acids. The transcript has 3 exons. The record is from RefSeq and is a predicted model, not a curated record. Gene Ontology annotation, cellular component: nucleus; cytoplasm. Lineage: Eukaryota; Fungi; Ascomycota; Dothideomycetes; Pleosporales; Pleosporaceae. Gene Ontology annotation, molecular function: protein binding.